GCACAAUGGACACCUAAUAUUUUUGACGUCUUUGGGUCCUCGCAGAGGGUGUGUUUACGCUGACGUCACAGCAGUUUGCCGAAGGGAUCAAGGACUGACACAUCGGCAUCAUGUUCCAUGGCAUACCAGUUACAGGAGGGGUGGGAGGAGCUCCGGCAAACAAGCCUGAGUUAUAUGAGGAGGUGAAAUUGUACAAAAAUGCAAGAGAACGAGAGAAGUAUGAUAACAUGGCAGAGCUGUUUGCUGUUGUCAAGACCCUUCAGGCUCUGGAGAAGGCUUACAUCAAAGACUGUGUCACGCCCAAUGAGUACACCGCCUCCUGCUCCAGGCUGCUGGUCCAGUACAAGGCCGCCUUCAAACAGGUGCAGGGCUCUGAUGUGGGCUCCAUCGAUGAUUACUGCAGAAAGUACAGACUCGACUGCCCACUAGCCAUGGAAAGGAUUAAGGAGGACCGGCCAAUCACCAUCAAGGAUGACAAGGGCAACUUGAACCGCUGCAUUGCAGAUAUAGUUUCUCUCUUCAUCACUGUGAUGGACAAGCUCAGACUGGAGAUCAGGGCCAUGGAUGAGAUCCAGCCAGACCUGAGGGAGCUGAUGGAAACCAUGAACAGAAUGAGCAACAUGCCUCCAGACUCAGAGGCUAAGGACAAAGUCAGCCUCUGGCUGACCACCCUCAGCAGCAUGUCGGCCUCAGACGAGUUGGAUGAUAAUCAGGUGCGCCAGAUGCUGUUUGAUCUGGAGUCGGCCUACAAUGCCUUCAACCGCUUCCUCCACUCCUCCUAAAGCCUCGGCCCAUCAUCGAUCCACCUGUCUGAAAUUCUGACUCUAAUAUCUAUUAAGUUAAAAAAAUGGCUAUUGAUGGGGGGAGGUUUAGAUCUGGACGGGGUCUAGAUCUGUCUCACAUCACCCCAUUUAUUUUCGUAUGUCCUUUUUAUUCAUAUUGUGUACUAUUCAAACUCCUCGCCUCGUGUACUUCAGUGUCUGGGACAUCAUGAUGCCUGCAGCCUUGCCCCCCAGGCUUAAUCUGUGCUGUGAGACACUCCAUUGGCCUCUUUUCUACCCAAACUUGUGUGGAAAAAAAACAAACAUUUGCUGUAAAUUCUGCUCUGGACAAAACAGUUUACUUCUAACUUUGUACUGUAAUAUCAAAAAGGUCUAAUUUUAUACUUUUGCAGAGCACCAACAAAGAAGCAUGAUACAAUUAUAUCGGGCAAAGUCUGCAGAUUAAGAAAAGGUUGCAACAGCCAAAGCCUUUCUCAUUGGAAAGAUAAAUAUAUAUUUUUUUCUUUUUCGUACCUUAAUUCUAUCCACUGCCGGCCACUUAGGGUCAGAUUUUCUGUUCUGUAUUACAUUUUGUUUUUCUAUCACUUUUAAUGCAGGACCUGCAUUAGGUUCUGAAGCUGACAUACUUAGUCUCUCAGUUAAUAGAAAAUGAAUGCAGCUUUAAUAAUGUAUGGACUUUAAUGUUAAACUGCACUUCAGAUUAAUACUUAUAUUGAAAUGUUGGUGGAAGAAGUUGUUUGUGUACAUUUUCUAGCCCUUUUUUCUGUUAACAAACCUAAUCCAUAUUUCCUUUACAAGUGAGGGCUGGCCACAUGAAGUAGGUAAAGCGAGGUGGACACACCCCCUCUUCAUUUUGCUUGCUAAAUAUGUUUCAACCCUCAAACAUCAUUAGGGAAAACAUAUUUAUUAAGAAUUAUCAUUGUAAAUAAUAGUUUUGAUUUUUAAAUAAGAGCAUGUAACACCUUUUUAGAAAUAAAAAUGAAAAAUCUACCUCCAA
Trematomus bernacchii (emerald rockcod) is the source of this 1779-nucleotide messenger RNA. RefSeq names its product VPS28 subunit of ESCRT-I (gene vps28). Gene Ontology annotation, molecular function: protein-containing complex binding. The record is from RefSeq and is a predicted model, not a curated record. Bases 111 to 782 code for a protein of 223 amino acids. NCBI's taxonomy places the organism in Eukaryota, Metazoa, Chordata, Actinopteri, Perciformes, Nototheniidae. Gene Ontology annotation, cellular component: ESCRT I complex. The transcript has 10 exons. Gene Ontology annotation, biological process: protein transport to vacuole involved in ubiquitin-dependent protein catabolic process via the multivesicular body sorting pathway.